AUGGCUUCCCAGAAUCGCGACCCAGCCUCCGCCAGCGUCGCCGCCGCCCGUAAAGGAGCCGAGCCCAGCGGGGGUGGCGCCCGGGGCCCCGUGGGCAAGAGGCUGCAACAGGAGCUGAUGACUCUCAUGAUGUCUGGCGAUAAAGGAAUUUCUGCCUUCCCUGAGUCGGACAACCUCUUCAAAUGGGUGGGGACCAUCCAUGGGGCCGCUGGCACAGUAUAUGAAGACCUGAGGUAUAAACUGUCCCUGGAGUUCCCCAGUGGCUACCCUUACAAUGCGCCCACGGUGAAGUUCCUCACACCCUGCUACCAUCCCAAUGUGGACACCCAGGGUAACAUCUGCCUGGACAUCCUGAAAGACAAGUGGUCCGCCCUGUAUGAUGUCAGGACCAUCCUGCUCUCCAUCCAGAGUCUGCUCGGAGAGCCCAACAUUGAUAGCCCUUUGAACACACAUGCCGCUGAGCUCUGGAAAAACCCCACAGCCUUUAAGAAGUACCUGCAAGAAACCUACUCAAAGCAAGUCUCCAGCCAAGACCCCUGA
Messenger RNA from Rangifer tarandus platyrhynchus (Svalbard reindeer), 540 nucleotides. The record is from the annotation of a GenBank genome assembly. Lineage: Eukaryota; Metazoa; Chordata; Mammalia; Artiodactyla; Cervidae.